AUGAACUUUUGCAAUGAACUCAACCAAUUUCAGUUGCAAGAAAGAACUCUCAACCACCCAAGAGAGUCAAAAGUUAGCCUACUAGAUAAGUUUGAUAAGACUUGCUCUAAGUUUAGAGGUUUCCUAAACCAAAUACAGCUUAUUAUCUGUUUACAACCCAGCCAAUACCCUAAUGAUAGGACUCAGAUUGAAUUGCUUGGCAGUUUACUUGUAGGCUCAGCAUUGGCAUGGUUUGCCCCACUUCUUGAAAAAGAAUUGUUGCUAUUGAAUGAUUUUAAUAAUUUUGUUGGAGAGUUCAAAGCUACCUUUGGGAACUCAGAAAAGGUUAGAACAGCAGCCAAUAGAAUCAAAAAACUUAUCCAAGAAUCCAAUUUAGCUUCAAGCUACACUUUAGAGUUUAGCAAAUCUUUAGUGACCUGGACUGGGGGUGGGCAGUUGGAUGGUACUUGUAAGUUAAGCCUCGAAAAAACUAACCCCUAUACUUUAAUGGAUACUUUUGUCAUACCUGCAUCAGUACAACUUCUAAACAAAUCCCUGCUGUUCAUUAAUGCAUUAAUAGACUUAGGUGCUUCUGCUUGCUUUCUUGACUAUAUACUAGUAUAUGAAUACAACCUACCUGUUAAAAAGAUGAAUACUCUACUAUCAGUAGAAGUGAUUGAUGAUUGGAAAAUAUCAUCUGAAGCAGUGAAAACAGCUACACUGACAUUUCCAAUAAAAUAUAAUAACUUCAAUGAUGUAUUUGAUAAAAAAGAGGCAAAUAGGUUACCAGAGCACAGGCCUUAUGACUGUGCGAUAGACCUAGCACCUGAAAAACAGCCCCUCAUGGAGACCUAUAUACGAAUUAUCAAAAUUAGAGUUGAAGAUGCUAAAGAAGUCUCAUAUAGGGGCUCUUAUAUUAUUUUCCCAACCCAAGCCUGUGACUUAAGCCCAACUCAAGCUUAUGACCCAAGCCCAGAACUCGAGCCUGAACCAAGACUGCAAUCCAAGCUUGAAACUCAGAUCUGUCACAAACCCAAGACUCUGUGUGCAUAA
Messenger RNA from Cetraspora pellucida, 1032 nucleotides. Lineage: Eukaryota; Fungi; Glomeromycota; Glomeromycetes; Diversisporales; Gigasporaceae. The record is from the annotation of a GenBank genome assembly.